AUGCGAAUAACGUCUGCUGUAGAGAUUCUUGAAAAUCCCAAGAAAUUUCCGAGUGACAGAAAGAAUUACAAACUUAUAAAACUUGAAAAUGGAUUAAAGGCUUUAUUAAUUAAGAAGCAAGGAAACUGUAAAGAUAUUGAACACAAUGACACAAUUUCAUAUGUGGCUUUAUGCAUUGACGUUGGAAGUUUUGAGGAUCCUUUCGAAGUCCAAGGACUUUGCCAUUUUCUUGAACAUAUGGUGUUCAUGGGAUCGGAAAAGUUUCCGAAAGAAAAUGAAUUCGAUCAAUAUAUCAAGAGCAGAAAUGGAUUUGAUAACGCCAUGACUGAAUGUGAAUUCACAAUAUUUUAUUUUAAAGUAGACACGGAACAUCUUCAUGGAGCUUUGGAACGUUUUGCAAACUUUUUCAUUUCUCCGUUGAUGUCACUUGAAAGCAUGUUUCGAGAAAUGGAAGCUGUUGAAUCUGAAUUUCAGAAUAAUGUCAACAACGAUGUUCACAGGGUCAAUCAGUUAUUUGCUUCAAUGGUUCGUGAUACUCAUCCGGCUUCUUAUUUCACAUGGGGAAAUCAUAAAACUUUGAAGACUGACAUAGCAUUAAAAGAUUUGUAUUUUAUUGUGCACGAGUUUAGGAAAAGAUUCUAUAAGUCUAAUCGGAUGAAUCUGUGUAUUCAAACAAGUUUAGGACUUGAAGCUCAGCAAAGAAUGAAAAAUGUAUUACGUCAAGUCAAAAACGAAGAAGCGAAAAAUGUUUAUGACAUUUAUCCUGCCAACGAUUGA
Clunio marinus is the source of this 777-nucleotide messenger RNA. NCBI's taxonomy places the organism in Eukaryota, Metazoa, Arthropoda, Insecta, Diptera, Chironomidae. The record is from the annotation of a GenBank genome assembly.